Messenger RNA from Notechis scutatus (mainland tiger snake), 818 nucleotides. NCBI's taxonomy places the organism in Eukaryota, Metazoa, Chordata, Lepidosauria, Squamata, Elapidae. The record is from RefSeq and is a predicted model, not a curated record.
GGGUAGGGGGCGGAGGAGGCUGCUUGAGCCUGGCGGUUUGUUGGCAAAGCUGGAAGCGCGCAACGCAGGAGCUCGCGGGGACCCCGGGCGCCCGUUAAUGGGGAAGGAGAGCCCGCUUGGGGUCGUCUGUGUGGCCCUCAGCGGGUAGACAGCCGCGGCGGCGAUGCUGCCCUGGAGGCGCGAUCGGUUGCAGCCACGCCAGCGCAGGCCAGGCAUGGUGCCGUAGCGGCUGUUGGAGGAACUGCGCCGAGGCGGAGGAGGAAGGAAGGCGGGCGCGGACGGGCAAAGCAAGCAGGGACCCCCUUCUCCAGCCCCGCUUGGGGUGAAGAUUAAUCGCACGGGCAGGAUUGUUUUAACAUAUGUUACAAAUAUGGCUGUCUCUCUCAUUAUAAAAUGGGGUGGGCAAGAAUUUUUAAUAACCACCUUGUCAGAAGAGGACACAGUGUUGGAUCUCAAGCAAUCACUCAAAGGACUUACAGGAGUGCUACCAGAACGCCAAAAACUUCUGGGACUUAAAAUAAAAGGCAAGCCAGCAGAAAAUGAUGUGAAGCUUGGAUCAUUAAAAUUGAAACCAAAUACUAAAAUCAUGAUGAUGGGGACUCGUGAGGAAAGUUUGGAAGAUGUCCUCGGGCCACCUCCUGAUAAUGAAGAUGUAGUCAAUGAUUUUGAUAUUGAAGAGGAAGUUGUUGAAGUAGAAAAUCGGGAGGAGAAUCUGCUGAAAAUCUCCCGCAGAGUUAAGGAGUACAAAAUAGAAAUACUGAAUCCUCCAAGAGAAGGGAAGAAAUUGUUAGUCCUUGAUGUUGACUAUACAUUGUUUG